GGCAAUGCAUUGUAUAGACCAGUAGACAAUGACAUCAAGAUCAUGUUCACAUUGAAAACUAGCAUUAAGGAAAUAAAGGAGGUUGAUGUUGAUAUACCGCGUCAUAAAUUCGAAUUUGUUGACUACAAUAAAAUACAUGAACGCGUUAAUAAACAUGUCCAGCUAUCAGAUAUCAUUGCAAAUGUGAUUGGUGUUGGACCGAUUGAGCAACCUUGCAUCAAAGGAUCAAAUGUCUUGAUGAGAAACAUAAAUGUCAUGACUAUAGAAGGACAUGAAAUAAAGCUUACACUUUGGGGAUCAGUUGCAAAUGAAGUUGAGGAGAGCUUCUUUACUGAAAAUCCAGGCCUUUUUGUCAUAAUAGCUACAUGUUUGACUGUCAAGACUUUUAAAGGCAAGUUCAUUUCUCUUUUCUAA
Quercus robur (English oak) is the source of this 414-nucleotide messenger RNA. RefSeq lists its product as uncharacterized. The transcript is spliced from 3 exons. The record is from RefSeq and is a predicted model, not a curated record. Lineage: Eukaryota; Viridiplantae; Streptophyta; Magnoliopsida; Fagales; Fagaceae. The coding region runs from base 43 to 414 and encodes 123 amino acids.